UCUGCUUUUUAUUUGUGUACAGGAUUAACCUGUUCAGUUUUACACAUUGUCGAGUAACUGCCAGUGAGAGGAUACGGGUUGAAAUGUGCUGGUGAAGGAGUUAAUCCUGAUUUGCUUUCUAUUUCCUCGGUGCUGUGAUUCAGUGCUCCCUCUUUGUAACCAAGCUGAGUGUGAAAAGUGAGUGCAUCUCCCUUCAGUGGCCAAUAUUCAGUCCCACCUCUUCCUCCAUUAAUAUCCUAGAAUGCAAAUAUGACCACUGGACAGAAGAACAGCAAACAGUGUUCAGUGAAGAAGAAGAAUGUUGGAAAUUGAAGUGAAAUACAACAUUGAUUCUGAAGGGCUUGUUCAUGCAGAUUCAAUACAACUUGCAGAAUGUUGACUGACUGAAUUGUAAUCCACUGAAGGACACCUCCUGAAUAAUUUCAUCAACAUUUGCUUGGUAAAGCCAUCCACCUGAUACCAAUAUGGCGGAUGACUGGAAGGUUUCUGAAAAUCCAAAUCACCUGCCUGCAAGCAUCUUUGUUCCGAUCAUCUUUUCACUGAUAUUCCUACUCGGAACUAUAGGGAACAGCCUUGUGCUGGCAGUGCUGCUGAGGAAUGGCCAGAUGAGUUACAACACAACCAAUCUCUUUAUCUUAAACCUAAGCAUAGCCGAUCUGUUCUUUAUUAUCUUCUGUGUUCCUUUUCAAGCCACCAUCUAUACACUGGACGGGUGGGUCUUUGGCUCAAUCCUUUGCAAAGUGGUCCACUUUUUCAUCUACCUCACCAUGUAUGCAAGUAGCUUCACAUUGGCUGCUGUGUCAGUCGACAGAUAUCUUGCUAUUCGAUACCCUUUGAAAUCCCGAGAUCUCCGCACAGCAAGGAACGCCACAGCUGCCAUUGCUGUAAUCUGGGCCUUGUCCAUCAUUCUAGCUGGACCAUAUUUGAGUUACUACCAGAUUGUCCAUUAUGAGGGAAUACCCAUUUGCGUGCCAAUAUGGGAAGACAGAAAGAGAAAAAUAAUGGACGUUUCCUCGUUUGUUUUUGGCUUUUUAAUCCCAGUUGCAAUCCUGAGUCUUGCCUACGCCAGAACAAUCAAGUAUCUGUGGACAUCAGUGGAUCCCAUUGAGACCAUCUCAGAGUCCAAGAAAGCAAAGCGGAAGGUGACAAAAAUGAUCAUCAUUGUCGCUGUUCUGUUUUGCCUCUGUUGGUUGCCCCAUCAUGUUGUGAUCAUGUGCUUCUGGUUUGGUUACUUCCCCUUCAAUAAAGCCACCUACGCUUUCCGCCUCAUUUCACACUGCCUGUCCUAUGCCAAUUCCUGCCUCAACCCCAUUGUGUACGCUUUGAUAUCAAAGCAUUUUCGCAAGAGGUUCAGGCAGGUCUUCACUUGUCUCCUGAAGAAGCAAACCACCAAUAAAGUCCAUGUUGUCCACGUGGCCAACACUGUGACCGGCUUUCAGCCGCCGCCAACGGAAACCUCCCAGAUAAAUGAAGAAAACUGUAAAGUCGGACGCUCAGCUAUGGCAGAAAGCAAGAUGGGACGGAACAAGCCAAGGGCUGCACUGAGACAGCAGGCUCUGCAUUAUCCCUAAGGAACUCCUCAAUUCUGAUUUCAAAGCAGAUCUCUAGAAUAUUGAAACUUUCAUCUGGGUGUAGAGCCUGGUGCAUUGAGAGAGUUGGUCAUUGAUAAUUAAUUUUCAAGGAACCAACUACUUUGAUUAAAGCAAGUUGCCAUGAUGAUUGGAAAAAGUAUACUGUAUAUGCCUUUUCAGAAACAGUUACAACCUUGAGUUAUCUAAGGAACAGUCUAUUAAAUUUUCACUCUUAAAUAACUGGACAUGCGAUGGCAUUUUAUGUACAUUGUGCUAAUUAUGUAAGCACCAAGGUAACGUUACUCUUAUGAGCUUCAUUGUGACAGCUAGUCACUUUAGUAUUUCUACUACUGUCAACUGUCAGAAAUACUAGGAAUUUCCUAAUCCUUCAAACUGCUUCAUAAAGCCAAAUUCUGUACUUUGUUGUGAGUGUGUUUCCUGUCGAGCAAUUCAUUGUAUUUUUGUGAAAUGCCAUUUUAAAAAUUAAUAAUAUUGGAUUGUUUGGAUUCAAUCUACUGUAUUAAUGUUUCAACUUUUACUUACCAAAUUACUACUCAGUUCUUCUAUGGGAAGAACAUACAAGCAAACGUUCAUUCCUAUUUUCCUGUUCUUUAAGAAUUUUAACCUGAGUUCAUGCCCAGUAUGAAUUGUUACAUAAUGUUGCUACCUCCCUACCAAAGUCAUGCCUUGGGAAGAUUCCUAAACUGUUUUUAUACCAUUUUCAAGAUGGUUUUACAGUACAAAAUCUGUAAAUAAAGCAUUAGACUCAUUAAAAAUGUAAAACUAAA
Molecule: messenger RNA, 2359 nt
Organism: Chiloscyllium plagiosum (whitespotted bambooshark)
Lineage: Eukaryota; Metazoa; Chordata; Chondrichthyes; Orectolobiformes; Hemiscylliidae
Product: galanin receptor 2b-like
Biological process (GO): G protein-coupled receptor signaling pathway
Cellular component (GO): plasma membrane
Molecular function (GO): G protein-coupled receptor activity
Source: RefSeq, a predicted model, not a curated record